Patella vulgata (common limpet) is the source of this 4967-nucleotide messenger RNA. Its product is annotated as solute carrier family 4 member 11. NCBI's taxonomy places the organism in Eukaryota, Metazoa, Mollusca, Gastropoda, Patellidae. The transcript is spliced from 19 exons. Gene Ontology annotation, molecular function: solute:inorganic anion antiporter activity. Gene Ontology annotation, cellular component: basolateral plasma membrane; plasma membrane. The record is from RefSeq and is a predicted model, not a curated record. The coding region runs from base 531 to 2945 and encodes 804 amino acids. Gene Ontology annotation, biological process: monoatomic ion homeostasis; monoatomic anion transport; transmembrane transport.
UUUUAUUGACAACACACAAAAAGAUCCAGUGACUUAUGGACUCUUGCCGUUAAUGGUCUCUAAAUAACUGAAAACAUUAUGUAUUGUUUUUACGAGCUGUUAAACUCAAGUGGUAAUUGAGGCUGUUGAUAUAGUAAUUAUCAACAUAUCUUAACAAAAAUCUCGAAAAGUUCUCCUGAUAAGGAAAAGGGAGGAGUUUUGUGUUGUUUAGUACAUGAGGAAUGAUAAUAAAAGAAGAGUUCACAUUGAAGAAGGACCAAUGCAUGAAUUACAAACGUGUUAUUUUUGGUGGUGAUUUGGUGUAAUAAUACAUGACUUUCAAAGAAGGAGUUUUUCUGCAUGUGGAGAGAGUUGUCUUCAUCCAGAGUCUAGUUUUGAUUAUUUGUUUAUCGAUAGUGAAGUCGUCUGUAUUUUUAGAUUGUCCACAUCUGUUUACUAGUGGACUUGAGUGUAUUGGUUUAUCUUGUCAAUGUUUGUUAUAGGCUGGUCAAAGUGUGGAUAGCAAAAGACGUACCAAAUAAUUAAGAGUUAUGAAUAGCUCUGGUAACCACACGAAAAAUGAUUUUCCAAACAACAAUUCAAGAGAAGCUGCCAGACUUCUUAGUAAUACAUCAGAUGAUGCCAAGUAUCCUGAUAAGAAAGUAGAAUAUAUAGAUGAGGAAGUACCAGGUUUGGAUGGUGAAGAUGUGAACUUAUUACAUUGUGAAUCAGUGAUUGUGCCAGUGAAAGAUUUUUACACUGAAGUGAGAGCAUUAAGAGAUGUUCAGUCAUAUAUGGAGAAUGCUGUUCUCUUGUUAAAUGUUCACGCAGCAAGCCUACAAGAUAUUAUUGAACAGAUGUUAGAUAAAGUAUUAGGUUCCGUUAAAAGGCCAAAAUUUACCAUAGAAACUGCCAAAGAUGCCAUAUUUACCAGUAAUUCAGGAGCUAUACUGUCACAGACUAUACAAGGUACACAAGUUGAUGAUAAUUCUGGUGAUUCACAGUUUGAUCAAUCAUGGAUCUGUAUAUUAUGCGAUCUACCAAGUAUUACAGAACGCUAUGUAGCCAUAGCUAAACUAUACGAACCAACUAAUUUAAGCGCUAAUUGUCAAGAAGGCAGAUUUGUUGUUUUAAUUUUAACACCAACCAUAGAAAAAAUGACCAAAGGACCCAUGGAAACCGGUCGAACAUUUGCUACAUUGUUCAUGGACCUCGAUUUUAGACAAGAAAUGUUAGAUGUGCGAACAGAAAGAGAUAUGAAAUAUUUAUUAGAAGAUCGCAUGAAAUACUUAAUCACACACCAUGGUUUACCGGAAAAUCGCAAAUCAACUCAUAAUUUUGUAUCAGUUUUUGAUGAUCCAGCAGAAUCAGGAAGUAAAGUGCCAAUAUUUCAAGGGUUAUUGGGUGAUUUGAAAAGACGUCUGCCUCACUAUUUAUCAGAUUAUAAAGAUGGUAUAUUUGGUAAGAAAACGCCCCAUAAAGUAGUAGCUACCACACUCUUUCUAUAUUUUGCCUGUGUUUUACCUAAUGUGGCUUUUGGUAUGCUCAAUAGUAAUAAUACAAAUGGUGUCAUAGGUGUAAAGAAAGUUUUAUUUUCUCAAAGUGUUGGAGGAAUAAUAUUUGCUGUAUUUGGUGGACAGCCAUUGAUAGUUUUAUUAACAACGGCACCUUUAGCUCUUUAUACCAAAAUUAUCUAUACAAUAUGUCUGGAUUUUGAUCUUCAUUUUGAAGCAAUGUUUGCCUGUGUAGGAAUAUGGAACACAUUUUUUCUAUUGGUGUACGCUAUUUUUGAUGUUAGUAAAUUGAUGAAGUUUUCUUCAAGAUCAACAGAAGAAAUAUUUUCAAUUUUUAUUACAUUUGCUUUUUCUGCCGAUGCAAUUGUAGACGCCAUGCAUGAUUUUAACAAAAAUUACCACACUGGACCUUGUAAUUCAUCACUUGAGGUCAAUAGUACACUAUCUAAUAUGCCUGUAGAUGUAACUAAUCACACCUUAAUUACAACUUGUCAACCAGAAAACAGUAUUCUCUUUCUCUUUUUAAUGCUGGGAACGGUCUGGGUUGGAUUAACAUUAUUUCAUUUCACUAAAACACCAUAUCUGAAUACUGGAAAGAGAGAAAUUUUAGCUGAUUAUGCCUUACCUAUAGCCGUCUUGUUUAUGUCUUUCAUCGGUUCCUAUGUGUUUAGUGAUAUCAAAUUGGAACCAUUUAAAUACAAUCCUAAUGAAGCUAUGUUUGAGCUAGCGCCAAUACAUACAUUACCAAUUGGAGCUGUAUUAGCCAGUGCCGGUCUAGGUUUUAGUCUUUCACUACUCUUCUUCAUGGAUCAGAAUAUCUCUAGUGCUUUAGUCAACACCCCUAAUCACAGGUUAAAGAAAGGAGCCGCAUAUCACUGGGAUUUAUUUGUUGUCGGGUUGAUUAAUGUAUUUCUGUCAAUAUUUACCUUUCCCUGGGUUCAUGCUGCUUUACCCCAUUCACCUCUACAUGUUAGAGCUCUAGCCGAUAUAGAAGAACGAGUUGAACAAGGACAUGUUCAUCAAAUAGUUGCUAAUGUUCGUGAAACAAGGUUAACAGGAAUAAUAUCUCACAUAAUGAUAGGGUUAUCAGUGUUAUUAUUACCUGAACCUUUAUCAUAUAUACCUAGAGCUGUAUUAGAUGGUUUAUUUCUAUAUGUAGCUAUAUCAGCUUUAUAUGGUAAUCAAUUCUUUGAUAGAAUUAUGCUGUUAUUUACUGAACAGGUUGCAUACCCACCAAAUCAUUACAUAAGAAGAGUACCACAGAGAAAAAUACAUAUGUUUACUGGAAUCCAAUUAUUACAAUUAUUGGUUCUGUGUAUUUUUGGUUUUUCUCCAAUAGCCUACAUGAAAAUGAUCUUUCCUAUUCUCUUGAUGUUCUUGAUGCCAAUAAGACACAAGCUAGUACCAAAGGUAAUUGAGCAGAAAUAUUUGAAAGCUUUGGAUGGAAAUUAAAUAUUUCACCAUAUCAGCAUAUAAAUAGAAUUAUAUUAAUGUAUAUCCAUCAGAAAUAUUUGUGUACAUCUCAAUUUAUUUUGUGAUAAAUAGGGGGCUUGUUACUGUAAUAUCGUUAUAUUUUUUAGUGAGUCACUCCACUCUGAGGGUAUAAAGAAAAUGAAAGGAGGGAGGAAAAGGGGAGAUAUUGGACAUACAAACUAUUUACUGGUGUGUCCGAAAAUUUGUUCAGACAUACUCUUAUCACAUGUCUAGAUUUUAAGAUUAUAAAUUUUGAGUGUUAUUUAUUGUGGUUAUCUUUAUGAUCACAGGGGGUUUGGAUGGCCGAAUGGUUAGCGGGUGUGCGCUGUAUCAUAAGGUCUGUCAUUGAGUCAACUGGUGUGGUUUCAAUUCCCCGGUUGUACGUGACAAGGAGUAGGGGCGCCUGUCCAACCUCGUGGGUUUUCUCCAGGGUCCUCCCACUGCUAAAGAACCAUACGCGCAAGAGAAUUAUUGAAAUAAAAUUGUACCAUGUUAGUCCCAAAAUGACCUAGUUUAUGUCGAGUGGACUUAAACCCCAUUUCUCUCUCUCUUUUAUGAUACUUCGAUUACUUUUCAAAUUUGUGAGAACAAAAUGGUGAAAUUUUUUAGAACUGCAUGGAAUUAUUUAGCGUAGCCUCAAGAGGAACCCUACUGAAAUUUAAAUCACUUAUCUCCCUGUUUACAUUCAAAGUUAUGAAGGGGAUUAUUUAUAUAGGCAUAAGGUGGAUCCUUAUUUCGAUCAUCAAUUUGGAGUUGUUACCCCUGUAAGUUUACACCAUAUUUUGCAGAGUUAUCUUUCAAUUCACAUUUUGACUUCUGAAGUGUGUGAACAUGAUUCAGGACAUAAUUCUCUAUUGAAUUUUUGAGCUUACACUGACAACUUUGCUGCUGGUGGGCAUGCUAGGAGUAGGGAACCUGGCAACCCUCUUGCUAUGUUAUUAUUUUCAUUACAUUUAAGAGCAUAUUUCAUUAUAAAUCACUGUACAUACUUUUCAAAUAUAAUAUUCAAUAUAAUAAUCAAAUAUACGACUUUCUAUGUUGAGAAACAUAUGAUGUGAAUCCAUGUGGAACAAAUUUAUCUUUUCAUAAGUGUAUAUAUGGUAGUGUGAUUGUUGCUAAAGCCAAAGAUCUUUUCAUUUCACAUUUAUUAUAUUCAAUAUUGAUGUAACUUCAUUGACUAAUAUUGACAUAGUAAACUGCUUAUGUUAAGAUUGCUCCUUAUUUCAAACUGGCAAAACUUUUAAGUGCUUCAGGUAACUGCAUCCUUCGGAUAAAUUGCGCUCAAAUUAUACUAUUUAUAUCUUUUUAAGGCCUAGCAUAGAGUUUAAGACCAUGCAAAAUCAAAAGUACUUAUAAUUAAAAACAUCUUGGUCUAAAUAUUAUUCAAGUUCUUUCCGAGUUGCAAAAUUUUAAUUCACACUGAUUUCUAACCACCCCCAUUAUCUCUCUUAGCAUGAUUGACUACAUGUAUAUUUGUCUUUCUUUUUCGUACAGACUAGCCCAUUCUUAAUGAAUGUUGUUUUAGACCCAGAAACAGUCUUUACAUUUAAUAGUGCUUAUUUUUGACUCUAGAAAUAUAUGUGGAUAAGCUUUGCCAUUUUCUAUGGGCAUGGAUGUUUUGUAAAACUAAAGACCAAGGAUAGGUGGCCUCCUCUUUAAUUUUCAACUGAAAGAUGCUCCAUCAAAACUGUGAGAUAUAUCCUACCUAUUCUAAAGCUUUGGAUAUUGGGGAUGUCACCAAUGCAUGUGACGUGGAGUACAGUCAUCCCUGGUUAGCUAUAUGUGGGAUUUAUCAUGUAUUGGUAGACAAUAACCUCUUGUUUAUUUCUCUAGAUCAUUGUGAUACUAACACCUGUGUGAUAAUCAUAACUCAGGAUUUGAAUUUAUAUAAAAUAGUUUUACUGAUUAAUAUGGCCAGAAGUUGUAUAAAAAAGAUGUCGGGUACGUUACACUAGUAUCAUAUAGCAUAUUUAUCAUGUAGCAGAAUUAUAUCUAUAAUAU